UUAAAUUUACAUUAUUUACAUUGUUGUAAUCUCGAUUAAGUGCGUGUCAUCACUUUCAGCCAUAUUAGUUUGACCAAUGAGGUGAAGGGGCGUAACUUGCAGAGGGUCCAAGGUAAAUAAGAACGGAAGGGAUAUGUACUGUACUCUAACAGAUAACAAAUAAUUUGGAUAAAAGUGGAUUAAAUCAUACUACAAAUGAUGCAGAAACAGGACUUGUGGGGUCCUGUUUCAGGUGACUCUGGAACUCCUGUUGAAUGCAAGUUUGAAGAUUCCUUCUCUCCACGGUGUUUGGCAUCUGACCAAGAAAAUUUUGUUACCGAUGAUGAUUAUGUGCCUCUAGACGACUCUUCACAGUAUCUAGCAGGCCUCGAACGAAAAUUAGCACGUGUUCAGGGACGUAGUGCUGGUCGGAGACAAACAGAAAGUCGCAGGUUAAUUGAUGCUCUUGUAGGGUCUCGAGACGCACACGCUCAUGAAUUAGUAAAUGCAAGUAAUAUAAGUAAUGAUGAGAUUAUUACUUCAGAGAGUGAACCAGCCCAUCAGACUGGUGCAGUUGACCCCCAAGGUGCAAUUGGUGCAAUGAUUAGACGUAUUGCACCUGACAAGGUGGCCCUCACACAUGAAGAACUGUGUCAACUUCUGGAGGCAGAUUUCCUGUCAAAGAUUCAGGAAGCAGCAGCAGCAGCAGAAGAAGAAGAAGAAGCAGCAGCAGCAUCCAAAGAAACACAUAGUGAAGUAAGAAAUAAUGAUAUAGCACAAGAUGAUGAUAAAGUUAACCAUGAUCUGAGUGAGGAAAAAAAAAUGUCUUCAGAUGAAGGAGAAAAGUAGAAAAGUAAAUAUACUUAAAUUGUUCCUACCUUGUAGUAAUCUAUUGAAAAAAAAACCUGCCAAGUUUUCCAUUAAUGUGUUUUAUGUUUAGAAAUGGUGCUCAUAAGCAAUAAAGUUACUUUGAAAUAAACGGGAACUGUUUUGGUAUGUGAACACAGUAUAAUUUUCUAGAAGUUACUUUCCAAUCAGACACUGAACCAUUAUUAUCAAUAUCUGUGUGGAAACAGAAUUAAAAAAAAAUCACUAAUGAACGGUUUCCACAGACAUCAAUAACAAUGGUUCAUUUUAUCGAAUUAACAAAAUAUUCAGAAAAGUAUCCUGUAUUUACAAACCAAAACUGUCCAUAUUUACCAGUAUUUAAACCAACAUAUAUGUAUAUGCUGUAAUUACACUGAAAAAGGGAUGACAGAUAGUGAUAAAACUCAGGAUUUUCCACUUGUCAUACUUCUUUUAGAAGCUUACGCCUCUCAGAUUUUGUCUUAUUUCAUCUCAGUGACACAGGCAAAAUACUGUACUAAUUAAUCUUGUUGCUUCAAGUAAAAUGUUUUUUUCAAGA
Macrobrachium nipponense is the source of this 1384-nucleotide messenger RNA. Its product is annotated as coiled-coil domain-containing protein 32-like. Gene Ontology annotation, biological process: cilium organization. The coding region runs from base 196 to 828 and encodes 210 amino acids. NCBI's taxonomy places the organism in Eukaryota, Metazoa, Arthropoda, Malacostraca, Decapoda, Palaemonidae. The transcript is spliced from 5 exons. The record is from RefSeq and is a predicted model, not a curated record.